CAAGAAUGAAGGAUCGGGAUUAAUGGAACAUCUGAAGAUGCGCCUGCGACACGCUAGAAUGGUUGCCCCACAUUUUGCCGUCUUUGCCUGAGAUCCGCCUGAGGACCCUUGUCGAAAUGACCAAUGGAACCACGCUUGCUUUGAUGCCACUCUGCCGGAGACGUGCAGCUGCGGUAACGUCUGUCGCAUAUCGUUCGCGUAUCAACGCCAAUUGUAUCAGGCCAGUAACAUGGCGAAAUUCACCCCCGCAAUGCCGCAACUUUCCUUAGGUGCGAAAAGCAACCGGCGCGUAUCGUAGUAAUCAGGACGGCGACAUGGCGAUAUAUAAGGUCGCAGGGGAUGGCAAUGCAUCCAGCAGUACACCCACCAUAAUCACUUACAUCCUCCUAUAAUCAUCACCGACAAUGCCUACACACGGAGAAAGGAACCUCGAGCUCGGGAACCAGGCGUAUGCUGCUUCCUUCGACCAGGGCCAUCUAGCGCUACCACCCAGCCAAAGAUAUACCAUCGUAACAUGUAUGGACGCGCGCAUCGACCCAACCGCCGCCUUUGGCAUCCCUCUCGGAGCCGCCCACGUAAUCCGCAACGCCGGCGGCUGUGUACACGACGCGUUCCGAUCCAUCGUCAUAUCGCAACAACUGCUUGGAACAAGAGAAGUCAUCGUCGUAAAGCACACCGGAUGCGGCAUGCUCACAUUCGACAACCCGACUGCGAAAGCCGUGGUCAUGAAGAAGAGAGGAGAGAUAGCUGCGAGAGAGGUGGAGACUCUCGACUUCCGGCCUUUCCGUGAUCUGGAGAUUCAAGUAAAGAAGGAUAUACAAUGGCUGCGGAUCAAAGCGAUCGAGGAGAACAUUCGGUUCAGCGGCUGGAUUUACGAUGUCGAGACGGGGAAGACGACGAGAGUGGUGUGAGCUGCUUGGAGGAUAUGAUUGAGCUGUGCGAUAUACCCAUAAUAAUGUAACAACAUCUUGUGAGUCUCGUUCGUCAACAUACACACCUGCCCAGCCAUAAGUACCUUGAUGCGGAGAUGUUGGUGUUUCCUAGCGCCUAUGACGGUCAACACCUUUCCUCUUUCGGGCUAGCCUUCAGGCUGCCUAAUGCCCUGUCAACUUCCACGACGCGCUCUAGUUCUACCGUCGUGCAACAACAAGC
Alternaria rosae is the source of this 1152-nucleotide messenger RNA. RefSeq names its product carbonic anhydrase. Gene Ontology annotation, molecular function: zinc ion binding; carbonate dehydratase activity. Lineage: Eukaryota; Fungi; Ascomycota; Dothideomycetes; Pleosporales; Pleosporaceae. Bases 405 to 911 code for a protein of 168 amino acids. The record is from RefSeq and is a predicted model, not a curated record. The transcript is spliced from 2 exons.